This is a messenger RNA of Triplophysa dalaica, 3507 nucleotides long. RefSeq names its product Structural maintenance of chromosomes protein 6-like (gene smc6). The record is from RefSeq and is a predicted model, not a curated record. Gene Ontology annotation, cellular component: site of double-strand break; nucleus; Smc5-Smc6 complex. The transcript has 27 exons. Gene Ontology annotation, molecular function: damaged DNA binding; single-stranded DNA binding. NCBI's taxonomy places the organism in Eukaryota, Metazoa, Chordata, Actinopteri, Cypriniformes, Nemacheilidae. Gene Ontology annotation, biological process: double-strand break repair via homologous recombination. The coding region runs from base 55 to 3330 and encodes 1091 amino acids.
GCGUCAUCACUCUCGGAACAUUCAAUGCGCGCGAGCGAGGAGAGUUGAGUGGACAUGUCAAAGAGGAAGAGCAGUAAUUCAGGACUCACACCGGACAAGAGAAGCCGGCUUUCACAACCUGAAGAUGAGGAAGAAACAGGCUACUUUGGUUCAGGAGAUUCUUUGUCCUCCUUAUCACAGGGUGCCUCCGGUGAGGUGGGAAUCAUAGAGAGUAUCUCUCUGAAGAACUUCAUGUGUCACUCACUGCUUGGACCCUUUGCAUUUGGCCCAAAUGUCAACUUUGUUGUAGGAAACAAUGGAAGUGGUAAAAGUGCUGUUCUGACAGCUCUAAUUGUGGCUCUGGGUGGUAAAGCUCUCACCACCAACAGAGGCUCUUCGCUGAAAGGUUUUGUGAAGGAAGGAGAGAGCUCUGCGGAUGUGUCCAUCACUUUAACUAAUCGGGGUCGUGAUGCGUACAAGCCAGAAGUGUUUGGUCGAUCCAUCAUCAUUGAUCUUCGUAUUUCAAGCGAAGGGCUGAGAACAUAUAAACUCAAAAGUCAAACAGGUCAUCUUGUGUCAUCCAAAAAGGAAGAGCUGAUCUAUAUUCUGGAUCAUUUUAACAUCCAGGUAGACAAUCCAGUCUCCAUCCUUACCCAGGAAAUGAGCAAACACUUUCUCCAUUCCAAAGGAGAGGGGGACAAAUACAAAUUUUUUAUGAAAGCCACCCAGCUUGAUCAGAUGAAAGAAGAUUACAGCUACAUCAUGAAGACCAAGACCAUGACCCAGAAUACAGUGGAGAAAUACAAGGAGACUCUUCAUGAGCUAAAGAAGAGGUAUCAUGAGAAGGAGGAGCGCUAUAAAAAUCUGUCUUCGCUGGAUGAAAUGCAGCAGAAGUUGGAUGUGCUGAAGAAUCAGAUGGCGUGGGCUCUGGUGGCAGAGGUGGAGCAGGAGAUGAAGCCCAUGAGGGAACGAAUCACAGCCGAAGAUAAAUCCAACAUAAAAUAUGAUCAGAAGGUGGAGGAGUGGGAGGGGAAAGUUCAGGAGGCCACUGGGAUAUUCAAACAGUUACAGGAUCAGUUGGAAGGUAUAACUGAGCGGAUGCAACAGCUACAGCCGCGGUGCACUGAACUGAAGGGUCAAGUGCAGGAGCGCAACCGACAUCUCAAGAUAGCCGAGGCUAAUGUUCAUCAGAAAAAGACUAACUUAAGAGACCUGGAGAAGGAUAAAGAUCAGCUCAACAAACGUAUCAAAGAACUCAAAAGCAGUAUAAGUCAAUUGAACUCAGCUGACACUCAGGCUCGUAUGGAGAGAAUGAAUCACAUUCAUACUGAGCUGGAAGAGCUGGCCUUCAAGGACUCCACUUUGGUACAGCAGAUCGAGCAGUUUGCACAGGCAUGUCACGCGGCUGAAGAAAACCUCCGUAGAUUGAGCCGUGAGCAGCAAGACCUACAGCGUGCAUUGGAUGCUAAACGACGUGACCUGGUUGCUAUGGAGGGCAGUCGGCAAGAUCGUCUUUGUCGUUUCGGCGAGCACAUGCCAGCACUGUUGAGGGCAAUAGAUGAGGCUCAUCGCAGGGGCAAAUUUAGGAGAAAACCUGUUGGACCACUCGGAUACUGCAUCCGUAUGCGAGAUCCAGAUCUUGGUCUGGCAGUGGAAUGUUGUCUGAAGGCUCUGAUGUUGGCUUUCUGCUGCGAUAACCACCAAGAUGAGAAAGUGCUGCAGAACAUCAUGAAGAGCUGCUUCCCGCAUGGCAGACGACCCCAAAUUAUCGUCAGCAGGUUUACAGACACGGUCUACAAUGUCGGCAGCAGAGCUGUCAAUCAUCCAGAAUACCCAACAGUGCUCCAGGCUCUUGACAUUGAGAAUUCAGUUGUGGCCAAUUGCCUGAUUGACAUGAGAGGGAUAGAAACCAUACUGCUCAUCAAGAACGCUAGAGAUGCGAGGAGAGUUAUGCAGGGUGGACACCCACCACACAACUGCAGGGAGGCUUUUACCCGUGAGGGAGAUCAGGUGUACAAUAACCGAUAUUACUCCUCUGACCAGCACAGAGCUCUCUACCUCAGCAGAGAUGUGGAAGAGGACAUCAGACUUUUGCAGUCUGCUUUGGAAACACAGAGAAAACAAUUGGAGGACUUUCAGCAGAAUAUGAAGAGCGUCCGUGAGGAUGAAAGACAGAACAAGGCCCUUUGUGACAGAGCCCAUAGAGACCGCAAGAACGUCCAGGAACGUUGUCGGACUCUUCAGUCAGAUUUGACAGAACUGCAAAAUGUAGAAGAACCUCAGCUGGAGGAUCUCAAACCUUUGGAGGAGGAGUUGGAGGAACUUGUCAGCCGGAUAACAGUGUGUCGGGAUGAGUGUGAAGCUGCCAGGAAGCAGGGGCUCGCGCUCAAAAAGGAGUAUGAGGAGGCUGAGCGGCUCUUCCGAGAGCAGAGGGAAGCGUUCAGUAAAUUUGCAGAAGAAGCUGAACCUAUUAAGGAGCAGUUGAGUAACAGCGAUCAGGAGAUCGCGAGGAGUAAACACCACAAAAAACACUACGAAGAGAAACGCAAAAGCCACUUGGACAUGAUCAAGGGUCUGAAGAGAGACCUGAAUGUGAAAGAGCAGGAGUUACAGGCUUCUAUAGCAAAAGCUUCAGAAAUCUGCCCGGAGCGUACAGAAGUGAGAAGAACAGCAACAAGUUUGGACAGUGAGAUCAGCCGCCUAAAACACAAGAUCAACACACAACAGGACCAGCAGGGAGACAGAGACACUAUCGUGAGGCAGUACCAUGACGCGAAAGAGAACUUCAACAAUAUUGCCAGACAAGUGAAGGGUCUGGAGGCUUUCAUGCGGCAGUUAACUGAGAUCAUGAACACAAGACACAAUGUCUUCACUGAGCUGAGAAUGUAUCUUUCUGUGCGCUGUAAGUACUAUUUUGACUCCAUGCUGUCUCAGAGAGGAUACAUUGGGAAGAUGACCUUUGACCACAAGAAUGAAGCGCUCUCCAUCUCAGUUCAGCCAGGAGAGGGUGGGAAGGCUGCUCUGAGUGACAUGAGAUCUUUAUCUGGAGGAGAAAGGUCCUUUUCAACUGUAUGCUUUGUCCUGUCACUCUGGGCGAUCGCGGAAGCACCCUUCCGUGCUCUGGAUGAGUUUGAUGUUUACAUGGACAUGGUUAACCGACGGAUAUCCAUGGACAUGAUGGUUAAAAUCGCAGCAAGCCAGAGAUAUAGACAGUUCGUUUUUCUUACCCCUCAAAGCAUGAGUGGGCUGCCUGACACUAGCCUUAUUAAUAUUCUGCGUCUGAACGACCCCGACCGCAGCCAGUCCAGUCUACUGAAUGUCCAGAGGAACACUGAAGGAGCUGAUCUCUAACUGAAGAUAAUCUCUUGUUUUCUGAGAGAUUUCCCUCUUUUAUACAUGCAAUGUUUUCAAUAGUUGUAAAACAAUGCACAAGGAUUUCUUUAAAGGAUUUCUGGAUGUUCUGUUGCCUAAAUGUUUGGUUCUGCCUUUUUAUGUUAAUUAAAAAGAGGACAUUUAAAUAUUUCCUAA